Molecule: messenger RNA, 4141 nt
Organism: Petromyzon marinus (sea lamprey)
Lineage: Eukaryota; Metazoa; Chordata; Hyperoartia; Petromyzontiformes; Petromyzontidae
Gene: ZRANB1
Product: zinc finger RANBP2-type containing 1
Biological process (GO): cell migration; positive regulation of Wnt signaling pathway; cytoskeleton organization
Cellular component (GO): nucleus; cytoplasm
Molecular function (GO): K63-linked polyubiquitin modification-dependent protein binding; cysteine-type deubiquitinase activity
Source: RefSeq, a predicted model, not a curated record
AGCGUCUCCCGGGGAGGAGGAGCAGGAGGAGAGAAGGGUGUGAAGAGGAGGAGGAGGAGGAAGAGGAGGCGGUGACGGUGGCCACAUCUCGGCGUGACCUAUCCCCGCGACCCUGUGCCCAGCCCGUGACCCCGUACAGCGGUGCCGAAUGGUGAUCGGAGCGGCACCCCGGGGUCACCGCUGCCCUCCGCUCGCGGAGGUCGCCCGCCCUCGCCGUGGUACGUGCCGCCGCCGCAGCCGCCGCCGCCGCAGCCGCCACCGCCAGCAUGUCCGACGGUGGGAGGAAGUGGGGCUGCGAGUACUGCACCUACGAGAACUGGCCCUCCGCCAUCAAGUGCACCAUGUGCCGCGCACCCCGACGCAGCCCCAGCAUCAUCUCUCCUCCCGAGGCCGGCACGCCGGGCUCGCCGGACGACGGGCGCUGGCGCCGCGUGCUGACCGACGUCUCCCCUAGCGGCGGAGGAGGAGGCGGCCCAAGCGGGGGGACGCCCAUCAUUUGCCCGGACGCUGACGACGUGGUGGGCGGCGGCGGCGGCCUCGGCGGCCUCGGCGGCCUCGGCGGCCUCGGCGGCCUCGGCGGCCACGGCGGCCUCGGCGGCCACGGCGGCGGUAACGUGACGGGGGACUCCGCCGGCAAGUGGAGCUGCGCCACGUGCACGUACAUGAACUGGCAGCGCACCGCGCGAUGCUCCCAGUGCCUGACCCAGCGCGGCGGCUGCCGCACCGUCGCCGCCACCAAUCCCGCGCAGCGGUCUCCCCGCGGCGGCAGUCCCGGCGACUCUCCCGGCGCGUCCACCACGUGCGUCGCCCGGCACCGUCGCGGCGGCGGGGCCUCGCCCGUGUCACCCGAGCACGUGGAGGAGAUCCUCAACAACGACCGCAACCGGGCCGCGGCGCCGCCGGCCCUGGCCCCGCCGCCAUCGGCGCCGGCGCCCCCGCCAGCGUCCCGCGCCCCCGUCUCCCCCAAGUGGAUGUGCGCCACCUGCACCUACGAGAAUUGGCCCAAGUCGCUCAAGUGCUCCGUGUGCGCGCAUCCGCGGCCUAACAACUACGAGGCGGUCGAGCCGGAGCGAGUGGCCAUCGACGCUAGGGACGCCGAGAGGGCCGCCGCGCUCAUAGAGCAGGAGCGGGCGAGGAGGCGUGCCGCCGGUGGCGGCACGGGCGGCGGCGUGGUCGGUCUGGUGGGCGCGGGCGGCGGGGGCUGCGGCGCGGGCAUGCGGCGGUCUCCGUCGUCGUCACGCCGUGAUCCGGACUCUCCGCUGCUGGAUGUCCCGCGGAUAGAGUUUGCUGGCGCCGUGGGAAAUAACCGUAAGGAGGAUCGCGAGGCGGACUUCAAGCGACUGAAGCAGAUCAAGAACCGCAUGCGCAAGACCGACUGGCUGUUCCUGAACGCGUGCCUGGGCGUGGUGGAGGGCGACUUUGCGGCCGUGGAGGCGUACAAGUCUUGCGGGAGCGACAUCGCGCGCCAGCUCACGGGAGACGAGGUGCGGCUGCUCAACCGGCCCUCGGCCUUCGACACGGGACACACGCUCGUGCACCUGGCCAUCCGCUUCCAGCAGCAGGACAUCCUCGCCAUGCUGCUCGCGGAGGUCUCCCAGCACGCGGCCAAACGGAUCCCGGCGUUUGUGUGCCCGGAGCUGACGGAGCUGAUCCGGCGCGAAGUUGCCACGUCGCUCCACCAGCGCAAGGGCGACUUCCCCUGCCACUUCCUGUCUGACCUCCUGACCUUCACGCUGCCAGCCGAGAUCGAGGAGCUGCCCGGACGCGUGCAGGAGAAGCUCUACGAUGAGCUGUUGGACCGCGACGUGCAGAAAGAGCUGGAGGAGGAGUCUCCCAUCAUCAACUGGUCGCUGGAGCUGAGCGAGCGUCUCGAGUCGCGUCUGUACGCGCUGUGGAACCGCACGGCUGGGGACUGCCUCCUCGACUCGGUGCUGCAGGCGACGUGGGGCAUCGACGACAAGGACUGCGUGCUUCGCAGCGCGCUGCGCGACAGCCUCCACGACUGCUCCCACUGGUUCUACACCCGUUGGAAGGAGUGGGAGUCCUGGUCAUCACAGAGCUUCGGCCUCCACUUCUCCCUCAGGGAGGAGCAGUGGCAGGAGGACUGGGCCUUCAUCCUCUCGCUCGCCAGCCAGCCGGGCUCCAGCCUGGAGCACACGCACAUUUUUGUGCUCGCCCACGUGCUGCGUCGUCCCAUCAUCGUCUACGGAGUCAAGUUUUACAAGAGCUUCCGCGGGGAGACGCUGGGAUACGCUCGCUUCCAAGGCGUGUACCUGCCCGUGCUGUGGGAGGCGAGCUUCUGCUGGAAGUCGCCCAUCGCGCUGGGCUACACGCGCGGUCACUUCUCGGCGCUGGUGCCCAUGGAGAGCGAGGGCUACGCGAGCCCCGGCGCCGGCGCCAACAUCGGCGGCGGUGGCGGCGGCGGCGGUGGCGGCGGCGAGGAUGAAGGCACCGUGACCUUCCUGCCGCUGGUGGACAGCGAGCGCAAGCUGCUGCCCGUGCACUUCCUGUCGGCCUGCGAGAUCGGCAGCGAGGAAAACCAGGAGCGGCUGCUGCGGCACUGGCUGGACUGCUGCGUGACGGAGGGCGGCAUCCUGGUGGCACGGCAGCGCGUGUCGCGGCGCCGCCACCCGCUCGUCACGCAGAUGCUGGACAAGUGGCUCGAGCGCUACAGGCACCUGCAGCCCCGCGGCCCGGGGGGGGCGCUGUCGGACGGGGAGGAGGAGGACGAAGAGGACGAGUGACGACGACGGCGGCGGCGACGAUGAUGAGUGACGAUGGCGGCGGGGGCGAUGAGGGGCGAAGAAGUUGCUCGUCCAUUUCCGGCGUUUGUGGGGCGCUAAAACCGCUCCCCACCUCGCCCCACCGUGCCCGCACCACGAUGAACAGCGCCCUCGGUGGAAACGAGCGAGGGGCGGCUGUGCUUCAGCCUCUCUUCGCGAACCGCCCCCCCCCCCACCCAGCCCUCUUUUCUCCAGCACCACGAGCCAGCACUAUCGCCCAUUGCGACGGAGGUCACAGGUCAAGAGUUACGAGUAGGUCAGGAAUUGUGGCAUUGCCAGAAAAGUCGGCGGUGGGUGAAAAUUAUGAGGAGGGUCGGAGGUCGGGGCCGGUUGCCAGUCGAGUCGGGUGUCCGUUAACCCUCAAACUCGGCGCUUGCAAUUGUGGGUGGAAUGGAAUGAGACGGAAUGAGACGGAAUGAGACGGAGUGCGAUGGAACACAAGCCGCUGUGGUGGAAAUGGCGGAGGUCAUUGUCAGGCUUCGGGUAGUUGGAGCCCAAGUCACGCCAGGACAGCACGGGAACGACGCGGUGAGGGACGAGUGGCGGGGGGGGGGUUACUGAGUGAGCGAGUAAGUUCCUGCCGAUGGGUUGCUCAUCACGUCAUCAGGGUGGACGUUUCACUGUACAAGGACGAGUUUGCGGGAUGGGACACCCUGCCCUAUGACCCUUGAGGUCACCUUCCCACGCUGAGGUUAAUUACUACAAAGACACACAUACACACGCACAGACACAGGCGAAUACACAAUACAUAAACACGUACACACGUGCACAAAUUACGCACUUAGGUGAACACAGAGAGAUGGACACACAGACACAUAGCCGAAUACACGUAGACAUACCUAGUACGCAGACACACACAAACUCACGCAUAAACAUAAGCACAGAUGUAACAAAGACAUGUCUAUGCAGACACGUAAACAUACGGACAAUCAUAAAUAUAUAGACACGCGUUUACAAAGACAAAGACACUCGAGGGGUUGUUACGGUGAGACACAACAGGGCUGACACUACACACGAUCGUCGGUACCACGUGAUAUCUGAACCUGUCCUGAGCUGCCGCCUCCUCUUGGUCGACUCAUUCUUAAAACGGAGUCCUCGGUGCGGCAGCGACUGGGGAGUGGGGAGGCGAGGCGGUAACCACAACCACAACAACUCCUCCUCCUUCUCCUCCUCCCCGUGUGUCAUGCUGGCCUCACGAGGUGCUCGCUGACAUACGCAGCACUUGCCCCCCCACCCCCUCCCGUGGUCUGCGAGGCUUGGUGGGGGACGUUCGUCGUUAAUCUUGACACGCACGCGUACACGCACGCGUACACGUCGUGUGGAUGCUGUGUACACGCACGCGUACACGUCGUGUGCAC